This is a messenger RNA of Plasmodium vivax (malaria parasite P. vivax), 2500 nucleotides long. RefSeq lists its product as hypothetical. Bases 560 to 2500 code for a protein of 646 amino acids. The transcript has a single exon. The record is from RefSeq and is a predicted model, not a curated record. Gene Ontology annotation, biological process: RNA processing. NCBI's taxonomy places the organism in Eukaryota, Apicomplexa, Aconoidasida, Haemosporida, Plasmodiidae.
AGAGAUGCCAUUUGAAGAAGAGUUCACCAUCGCGUACAGCUCCAUAAUAAGCAUUAAAAGAAAAAAAAAACUUCUCUCCAGUUAUAUAUCCUUUUUGCAAACCAGUUGAGGAAAACUCGUUAGCUAGUUAGUACUCCCAAAUUUUUGCGUCUCCAAUUUUUUUUUUUUUUUCAACUUCUCCCUUUCCCGUUGUUACGCAGUGUCAAUUGUAGCCGCAGUACGGGAUGAUUACAGCCCAUUUUAUUUGAUUUUUUGAAAACCCCAAGAUAGAGGGGAAGGGGGGAGCAUCGCACGUGCAGACGUACGUUAGUGCUCUCUUCUACACGCUUGUGGGAGUGUCAUAAGACGGCAAUUUUUUCCCCUUCACCAACUUUUGAAAGAGUACCAAAGGUCAUUCGUAGGUACCGCCACACCGUAUGCAUGGCUACGUGCGCAUAGAGCCUCCCCGCCCAGUCGCCGCGACAGCUGGAAAGGCGCUUAAAAAUAAAUGCCGCUAAAAGGUAGCGUUCCAUCGUGAGACCGCUUCCUGGUGUACCCCGCUUCCUGCCCGUCCUGCAAGAUGAAGCGCAGUCAAAUGCUCAAAGAAACGCUGAAGAAAAGCAAAAUUCCAACGGAUGUCUACAGAAAGCAACAGAAGAAGAAAGAGAAAAAAAAAAAAAAACAGGAGUGGUCCGAACAGCUGGAAAAACUUGUGAGCACAAAGAAUCCACAUGACGUUAAGGAAAAGUUAGAUGCCCUGAGGACAAGGGAGCAGCAAGGGAAGCUCCUGCACGUGGAAAAAAAAAAACUGAAGCAGUAUGAAACUUUGUGGAAUUUGAUAAAGGAGAAGGUGAAGGAUGGAAGCUACUUCUACAGCAACAAUGGGGUGGUGUUCAGCAUGAGUGGACAGCACGGGGGGGACGGUGCAGACGGGGGUGAUGCUGCAAACAGCGGUGAUGGUGAAGACAACUUUCCUGGUGAGGAGCGCCUGGAUGGCGCACCUGGCGGCGAAAGCGACUGCGCCAGCUCAGAUGUCGAAGUGAGUUCGGAGUCAUCCGAUGAGAGUGAUGGCUCAAGCAGCGUGCAAAGUGGUGACGUAAACAGCUCGCAGGGUGACGAUUUGGGAGGAGCUCCAGGGGGGGACCACCAGGAGGAGGAGGACUUCUUCCUGGAGUCCCUACCCUCCCUGCCAAAAGGCCUGCCCGAUGAAUUUAUCAUACCGAACGUGAAUGCGCCCCCGAGUGUGAGCGGCUACCCGGGUGUAAGCGGCUACCCGAGUGUAGGCAGCUACGCAAGUUACCAGCCACCAGUCCCCUUUAACGCCACAGGCCAGAGCAGUGGGUUCUAUGCGUACAGCAAUAAUGGGUAUUAUGGUGGAUACCCAAAUGGCGUAAAUUUUUAUUUUGGCUCGGGGUACCCUGCCCAGUAUGUACAUGCGGGUGGGAGCAAAAGUUGCCUGGACAGGCAAGGUAAAAAAGAAAAAGCCAUUCCAACAGAUGAUGGGCAGCAAAACGGGAAGAGCGAAAAAAGCAGUAAGGACAGUCUUCCCCCUCGUGGUGAAGACCAUACGGAUCCGUCUUCUUCAAAAUUGAGUAGUAACGCACCUAACGUUUCGAGCAAAGAAGGGGAGUUUCCCCCCGAGGGAGAUUCCACUUUAGCCACUGUUGGAACGAAGGAUGAUGUUGACGCUUCCAGGGACGCCCAUGGGGAUGGCCCCCCCGUUUGUGCGAACCCUAAGGAAGAUGAAGGGGAGAAGAAUUCCGCCCAUGACGGUGCGGGAAGCCACCUCAACGGUGCCGAAAUUGAUUGUAAAGCGGCAAACGGAAGGGGUGGCACAGUACCACCACCUCCACCGAGUGUUCCCCCGAGUGACUACCCGAACAGUGGCACGCAGAACCCCUUUAUGGCUCCCAGUUAUGGGGGCAAUUACUACUACAAUUACGCGCACAUGUAUGGCAAUUUUAAUGCGGGCCAAAUGAAUGGAGGCAACUGUUUCACCCCCACGAAUAGUAACAUGGCGUUGUGGGGCGCUCCUAAUUUAAGGGGAGGACACGGGUAUGCUGCCCCUUCAAGGAACUACGGAGAUAGGGGAAAGAGGCACACCAACCCUAAUAGGGGUAGGGGGGGGAAUCCCGCACCGAAGAAGGCUCGAAUGGGGGCAGGCGGGGCAAGCGGAGCAAACUAUGGCUUCCCCACGAGUCAGCCAGAUGAGUAUGAUCAGAGUGGUUAUGGCGCACGUGGUCAGGGGGCAAGGCGGGCUCAUCCGCGGCAGCGACAUCGAGAGGAUCGGACGAUGGAACCGCGCCAUGGACAGGAAGGGGACCUGCAGCGGACCGCUCAACCGACCGCUCAACCGGCCGAGCAGUAUUUCGUGCCCAUCAAUUUAAGACUCAAGAACAAACUAAACGAUCUGUGCGAAACAAAAAUUAACGCCGUCAAGAAGGAAAGAAGUGACAGCGACAAAAAUAUUAACCUAGACGUAGAGUAUAGUAAGUUCAUCAAAGAGGUAGAUUUGGGAUAG